Telopea speciosissima is the source of this 615-nucleotide messenger RNA. RefSeq names its product ankyrin repeat-containing protein BDA1-like. Gene Ontology annotation, molecular function: protein binding. NCBI's taxonomy places the organism in Eukaryota, Viridiplantae, Streptophyta, Magnoliopsida, Proteales, Proteaceae. The transcript has 2 exons. The record is from RefSeq and is a predicted model, not a curated record. Bases 1 to 615 code for a protein of 204 amino acids.
AUGGAAGAUGGAAGGGGAGAGAGAAUGAUAAAAAGACUUUAUGAAGCUUCGUUGGAUGGGAGUGUCUCAUCUCUGAUUGAACUCAUUAAAGAAGACAAACUCAUUCUCGAUAGAGUUAUGAUGAACACUUACUACUUCAAUGAGACUCCACUCCACAUAGCAGCAAUUCUAGGUCAUGUUGACUUUGCGAUAGAGAUUUUGAGACGCAAACCAGAACUUGCAACAGAGUUAGACUCGGAAAAUUCCUCACCUCUUCACUUGGCUUCUGCAAAAGGGAACCUUGAAAUCGUGAAGGAGCUGUUGAAGAUAAAACCAAAUGUUUGUUGUGUUACUGACGGUGAUGGGAGAACCCCUCUUCAUCUUGCUGCGAUCAAAGGCCGGAUAGAUGUCAUGAAAGAGUUGAUUCAGACACGACCUGAGGUCAUUCAUGUCAAGGUUGGUAAGGGAGAAACCAUUCUACACUUGUGUGUCAAAUACAACCGUUUUGAGGCACUUAAACUAUUAUUGGAAUCGGCAAAUGGCCAAGAUGAGCUCCUCAACUUUAAAGAUGAUGAUGGCAACACUGCUUUGCAUCUUGCUGUAGCUAAGAAACAGAAAAAGGUGACUUUACCAUAA